AUGGGCGAUGCGAAAGCCGCGCAGCCCAAGCCGUCGCUGGCGAAGCUGCUGAAGCAGUGUGGCAUUGAUCCCAAUGCCCUGUCCUUCGAGGAUGCCGGGGAGCGGCGAACGCUGCUCUGCCUGGUCAUCGAGGAGGCCGUCAAGCUCAACAACGACCUCUCAAAGGUGGACCUCCUCAUCGAGGCACGCGCCGACCCCACCCGCCGCUCCGAGACGGGCAGCUUCCCCCUGAUGCUGGCGUCGCAGUACUCGAACCUCAAGCUGGCGCGAAAGCUUCUUCAGGCAAGAGCGGAAGUCAACCAGCAAGAUACGAGGCUGGUGACUCCGCUGCACGCUGCCGUGCAUGAGGACUCUGCACAAAUGGUGCAGCUCCUCCUCAUGCACAAGGCGAACGUCAACGUGCAGGACCAGGUAGGCCAGACGCCCAUCUUCUUCGCUGGCAGUACAACUGCGAUUGCUGCCCUGGUAGAUGCCAAAGCUGAUCUGCAUCACCUGAACAAGAAAGGGCAGAGCGCCCUGCACCUCGCAGCGCACAACGGUAGGUACGAGGCCGUGGUCUACUUCACAGACCACGAGUUCCUCGCUGAAACGGUGGACAUGCAGGUGCGGUUCUCUGGUGGACUGACGCUGAAGGAUGACUACGAUUACACCUGCCGUCGCCUGGCAGCUUACGGUAGCGCCGGGGCUUCAGAAGAAGCCUAG
Messenger RNA from Symbiodinium natans, 702 nucleotides. Lineage: Eukaryota; Dinophyceae; Suessiales; Symbiodiniaceae. The record is from the annotation of a GenBank genome assembly.